AUACCUGCAGGCUGUCAUUACUUGGCUGUGGGAUGUUGAUUUCAACCGUGUCCGUUUUUUUUCGACUUGAUUAAAUCGAGACUGUACGAUCUCAUAAAGAUUUCUUAGUCAACGACCAGAGUGCCGAAGGUUAAGUCAGAGUCUCAACAAGUCUGGUUUUAUUAGUAUUAAACACCAAAUCGUAUCAGUUUCUCGUCUCACAGCAUCUGCAAAGUUAUUCUUACCCCUUUCGGAAAAUUUCAUUAGUGACAGUGUUGCAUAAUGUAAUGUGAUUUAUUGUGAGAUUCCAGACCUAUUUAAUUAUGUGUAUUUGUGCAAAAAACGCCUUCUGGUCAUUCCAUUGCAUAAGUCAAUUAGUAGAAUCUGCGCAUUAGUGGGAUUGCGGUGGAUGACUUUUAGCAGAUUGAGUUUAUGGCGUCAUUUCCACUUUGAGACUGCAGUGGAAGUAUCAUAAAAUUUGGGGAAGAUCCAGUCGUAAUUACUCGGAUACAAGUCUGGAGAUUUAACAAAGUCAUCAUGGUUUUUAAAAUCUUUGUAAUAUUCUUAACGCUAUUUUGUCUCGUGAGAUGCGAAAUUGUGAAUUUUGGAGUGUGUUGUUCAAAUAAGAAUUGCACAAAAAUUCAAAAUGAUGACACUUUUAGUGGACAAUUGUUUCAAGAGUUUUUAGUCAAACAUCAAAAUUUAAUUGAUUCGGGAUACAACGAAGAUGAACUUACAAAUGUGGAUUUUUCGGAACGGUGGAUUUACCAAUCGAUAUCCUGCCCCAAUGGAACUUCCUCCCUUCUCGUUCAGAAUGCUACGGAAGAUGUUAAAUUAUUCCUGAGCAACGGAUACUUGAAGAAUGGCAAAGAUUACUUGCCUCCGAACGAAUACUGCAUAAAUAAAAUUUCUCCAAUUCUUGACCACAUGGAACUUAUUGUAUGCAAUCCAGAAAAAUGUUCUGAAGAAAAACCCUGUUCCAAAAGUGUUCCAAAGUGCUGUCCACCACACGAGGUAGCUGACUUUUCUCUUUAUCAAGAUGGAACGGUUCGAUGUCGGCCAGCUGGAAAUGCAUCUUGGAGUCCGAUGUUCUACUCAGAUCUGCACUCCAAAGCACCUCUCACAGAGAUCGGAAUAGGUCAAAGGCCAAAAGUCACCAUUAGCCAUCCAAGGGAGUGGUGUCGAAGUUCCAUAAUCGCUUAUCCACUGAAACACAGUUCCAAAAUUCCAAAGAAAGAUGUAUUUAGAAUACUUCUCGAUGGAAGUGUUUGGAUGAAGCAUGAUAAGUGGAAGUGGAAUUUACUUGCACCUGGAACAUUUUGUUUAGACGGUGCAAAAAAUGUUGAUGACGAUGCAUCUCCAAAUGCCACCUUUUCUGGAGACUUUCAAGACACUGUUAUUAUUGACUGCAGGGACUACAGUGAGGUUGUAAAGCCGUGCGUCUCGAAUGUCGGUACUUCAAAGGCGUAUGCAGUGUCAUUUCUGGUGGGGUCAGCAUUUCUUCUGAUCACUGUCCUAGUGUACAUCUUGGGGGAGAAGAAAAACGUUCACGGAUACACUUCAAUAGCAUAUUUCGGAUCAAUGUUUGCAAUGUAUAUAUUCACUGGACUUUCUAAACUGGAUUACCUUACGUUUUUUGGGAAUAGUGGGAAUUAUGGAUGUCUUAUUAUUGCCAUUGGAGCCCAUUUCUUCUGGUUGUGCACUUUUUGUUGGAUGAGCUGUGUAAAUUUUUCUUUAUGGUGGACGUUUCGAUCACUAUUACCAACUGGAGGCAAGUCGAAGGGUCUCAGCAGAUUCAUGCUUUACGCUCUCUUCUCUCUGGGAACGCCUUCAACAAUUGUUGGCGUAGCAGUUGUGCUCGACUACUUUUACAAAAAUGACAUCGAGAGUGACAUUAUUACUCCGGAGUAUGGGAAACUCAACUGCUUCAUGAACCCGGAGUAUGCCCUGCUGCCUUAUCUGUACGGACCGAUAGGAGUUUUACUCUUAUGCAACUUGAUUUUUUUUUCCUUCACAAUUUAUGAUAUGUACAAAAUCCAACAAAGCACAAAAUUUGCUUCGAUGAGCAGUUCCAAGAAUCCAAAACAAAAGCAGUCUCUUGUGCUAUUUGCAAAGUUGGUUUUGCUGACGGGCAUUCCUUGGUGUUUUGAAUUCGUCUCGUGGGCCACGACACCCUGCGGCGAAAUACCGUGGUAUUGGGGAAUUUUUGACUACAUCAAUAUUUUUCAGGCGUUUGCGAUUUUCGUCACAUUUGUGUGCAAGUCGGAAACCAUAAACUCGUUGGAAGCAAAAUUUCCAACCUUUAAGAGGAUAAUGUUAUUUGUGUCAAUUAGUCCAGAAAAAUCUGACGACUUGUUAACCAGAUUCCCGUAUUUGAAGUUUAUCGUCAAACCGUUAACUCGAAGGCAUAAGACGAGUCUGAGAGCUGUUUCUAGUACGAAAACUACUGGAGUUGAGUCUUCAAGAAAUUCCACCUCACAUCGGAAUCAAUUUGCAACGAAGUAAUAGGCAAAUCUUCACAAGAUCAUACUUGGUGUGAUUAUUUUUUAUUUAAAUUAUAUUUAGUUACAUGUAGAUUAUUAACAAUUUAUCUGCUGAUCUCAUCUUUUUUUGUUAACGAAAGUCUGAUAUGCAAAUUAAAACAGAACAUCAAAACUUCCAACUAAUUA
Molecule: messenger RNA, 2648 nt
Organism: Folsomia candida
Lineage: Eukaryota; Metazoa; Arthropoda; Collembola; Entomobryomorpha; Isotomidae
Product: G-protein coupled receptor Mth
Exons: 11
Coding region: 517-2484 (655 amino acids)
Biological process (GO): cell surface receptor signaling pathway; G protein-coupled receptor signaling pathway
Cellular component (GO): membrane
Molecular function (GO): G protein-coupled receptor activity
Source: RefSeq, a predicted model, not a curated record